UCUAGAAUAACUAGUCAAUUACAACUCUAUUGUACCGCAAUCGGUGCAUUGAUUUUUGCAUCGUUAAUGCUUUUUGCUGGUUGGUUCCAUUAUCACAAAGCCGCUCCCAAAUUGGCCUGGUUCCAAGAUAUAGAAUCCAUGUUGAAUCACCACUUAGCGGGGUUAUUAGGACUUAGGUCUCUUUCUUGGGCGGGACACCAAAUCCAUGUAUCUUUACCGAUUAACCAAUUUCUCGAUGCUGGGGUUGAUCCUAAAGAGAUACCACUUCCUCAUGAAUUUAUCUUGAAUCGCGACCUUUUGGCUCAACUAUAUCCUAGUUUUGCCGAAGGAGCAACCCCCUUUUUCACCUUGAAUUGGUCCAAAUAUGCAGAAUAUCUUACUUUUCACGGAGGACUAGAUCCAAUAACCGGUGGCCUAUGGUUGAGCGAUAUUGCGCACCAUCAUUUAGCUAUUGCUAUUCUUUUCCUGAUCGCUGGUCAUAUGUAUAGGACCAACUGGGGUAUUGGUCAUGGACUUAAAGAUAUUUUGGAGGCUCAUAAAGGCCCAUUUAUAGGACAAGGACAUAAGGGUCUCUAUGAAAUCCUAACAACAUCAUGGGAUGCUCAAUUAUCUCUUAACCUAGCUAUGCUAGGCUCUACAACUAUUGUUGUAGCUCAUCAUAUGUACUCUAUGCCCCCCUAUCCAUACCUAGCUACUGACUAUGGUACACAACUUUCCUUGUUCACACACCACAUGUGGAUUGGCGGAUUUCUAAUAGUCGGUGCUGCUGCACAUGCAGCCAUUUUUAUGGCAAGAGACUAUGAUCCAACUACUCGAUACAACAAUCUAUUAGCUUGCAUCCUUAGACACUUCGAUGCAAUCAUAUCCCACCUUAACUGGGUAUGUAUAUUUCUAGGUUUUCACAGUUUUGGCUUGUACAUUCAUAAUGAUACCAUGAGUGCUUUAGGUCGUCCCCAAGAUAUGUUUUCGAAUACUGCCAUACAAUUACAACCCAUCUUUGCUCAAUGAGUACAAAAUAUCCAUGCUGACGCGCCUGGCGUAACAGCUCCUGGUGCAACAACAAGUACCAGCUUAACGUGGGGAGGUGGCGAGUUAGUAGCUGUAGGCGGCAAAGUAGCUUUUUUACCUAUUCCAUUAGGAACCGCAGAUUUUUUUAGUCCAUCACAUUCACGCAUUUACUAUCCAUGUGACUGUAUUAAUACUUUUGAAAGGUGUUUUAUUUGCUUGC
Molecule: messenger RNA, 1228 nt
Organism: Phragmites australis (common reed)
Lineage: Eukaryota; Viridiplantae; Streptophyta; Magnoliopsida; Poales; Poaceae
Product: photosystem I P700 chlorophyll a apoprotein A1
Exons: 1
Coding region: 67-1008 (313 amino acids)
Biological process (GO): photosynthesis
Cellular component (GO): membrane; thylakoid
Source: RefSeq, a predicted model, not a curated record